AUGACAAGUGACAAAAAGAGACGAAGCUUGUUCCUACUGCUUUCACAGCUUGUGCUUGUUUCUUCAUUUGGUCCAUCGGUUCCUCCCCAAUACAGCCAAGUCCUCAAGGAAGAUACCCUUGAGCUCAACAAUCCUAUCGAUGAGAACAGAGCGAAUCUAUUAAAAGAAGAUGCUAGAACGGCAGUCUUUGCGGCUAGUAUCGGAAUGAACGAUACCAUGAUUCUGGAAAAGUAUCGCACCUGGUACAAGAAGCCUCUUGCUGCAGACGGGACUACCGAUUUGAGUGACUACACAACCUUUCGUCGAUCCUUUCUUCGCAACCUGGAACGGACGCUUAGCCCAGAGAAUACUGACGUCGACGAAACUGCUUCCGCCAAAAGCACUGCAAAAACAACAGAAGAGGCUGCUACUGUUGUUGACGAACUCAUGGUUCGAAGCGAAUAUGAAAAAUGGCUCGUGAAGAACGAGAAGGAAGCCGACGAAAGUCGGUAUCCACAAUUUCGAAAGAACUACAUUCAGCAGUUUGAAAGGGAUCUCAAGGAAGGCCAAUUUUUCUCUCUAAACGAGUUUGGAGAUUGCACGGAAGCCGAAGCAAAUGCCAUCAGGGCAGAGCGAGCAGUGGAAGAGGCCAAAAUUGUUGCUGCUCAGAAAAAGGCCGAGGCAAUUGCCAUAAUGGCAGCCAAAGCAGUCGCCGAAGCGGAGAAAAUCAAGGCAGAGAAAGCACUCGCCGAUGCCCAAGCCAAAGCUGCUGAAAAGGAAGCAGAGGCUAAGGCCAAGGUAGAAAAGGAAGCCGCUGAAGCGAGAGCUAAAGCUAGAGUCAAAGCUACCAAAGAGAAGUCAGCAUUUAAGGCUAGAGCUAUAGAAGCGGCGGCGAAAGCUGCAGCAGCCAAAGCGGCAAAAGCAGCCAAGGCCCGAGCGGUAGAGGGAGUAGCAAAGGAUGAGUUUUCGAUGGCUGAAAUCAAAUUUGCAGAUGUACCAGAGAACAUCCCAGAGUCAGUGAUGGCACAAAGGUACUGGGAAUCAAACAUGUAUACUCCAUCGGUUCGAAGAGACAUCUAUCGUGUCCUACGUAAUUCGGCGGACCUAACUGCUGGACUAUCACCACAAGAAGCAACGAUGCAUAAAAGUAUAUUCUCCGUCGCACUCUUGACUCGAAAGGAUUCAUUCGGAAAUGUGAAUGGCUACGCGUUUGUCAAUCGCCGUGCAUUGGACGGUAGUAUCCACAACAACAAGUACACUCCUUGUGAUGAUUAUGAAGUGUUAGAAGCUAUUAAGAGCGUGGGUUAUCCAACAGAACACGGGAUUGCACUUACGGUGGCAUUCGAAAACUAUCUUUCGGGAGUCGCCGGCAAAUGGGGCGAUAGUGAUGCUGCUACUCUAUCGGUCGAAUUUCUUGUUGCCUUUACAAAUGAGAUGACCAAGCGAUUGGACGUGAACCACAGAAUUCGAUCGAGCAAACUAUCGGAAAGUGACGUUGCUAUUCUCAAGACCGAGCCAUUUUCGGCAUGUGUCGACAUCAAAGCAUUGCAAUCAUAUGGAACGUAUACGAAUGAAGAGCCGGUAUGCGGGCCUUCAUUGGACCGUGUACUCAGAAGAAAACGGCCCAAAACUCAAAAGAAAAUCGUGGAAGCAUUGGUAAGAACCCAGUUCGAUGCUGAUGCAAUUGAAGCAAGAGAGCAAGAUUCAGCAAUGUUCUCCGCAUCGCUUAGAAGAGAUAUCUACAAGGUUCUGCGGAAUCCAAACAACAUACUAUUUGGAGCUUCUAUUCCAAUCAACGAAAAGACGGAUGUGCUGGGAGCUGUUCUGCUUGCACGAAAGGGUGUCGAUGGUAGCUAUGAUACCUUUGCUUUUGCAGAUCGCCAAGACUAUGAAGCGAUGCCAGCAUAUGAAAAGGAGAAUUUUUUCAAACUAGACGACAGGGAGACCGUCGAAGCUAUUUCUCACAUUGGCUCAGUCAAUCCAGUUUCAAUUGCAGUGACAGAAGCAUUUGAAGCCUAUCUCUCACAGCUUGUUGUUGAAUGGGGAGACCGCGACGUCGCUCAUUUCUCUGUGGAAUUUCUUGUUGCUUUCGGACAGGAACUUUCCAAACGGCUGGAUAUUAACAACCGCCUCAGAUCUACAAAGGUUUCUCGAGAAGAAAUGUUGCUUCUUGCUACUCAUCCUUUCGCCGGUUGCGUUGAUCCUGCCGUCAUGCAGUACUACCAAGAAGAAAAUCGGGUGUAA
Molecule: messenger RNA, 2223 nt
Organism: Cylindrotheca closterium
Lineage: Eukaryota; Bacillariophyta; Bacillariophyceae; Bacillariales; Bacillariaceae
Source: the annotation of a GenBank genome assembly